AAAUCCGUCACCUCUCACUCCCCGCCCUUUUCCGGAAGUGAUGCACGGUGGGGUUGCCGGAAGAAGUGGCGAAGUUACUUUUGAGGGGACCCGAGCAGCAGUGGCGCGCCAGGGGACACAGAGGAGGAGGAAGAGAAGCAGAGCAAGGGGACGGAGGCAGCUCGCGCCGCCCCCGGCUGUUUCCAGGGCAACGGGAGUAGGAGACCCCGCGAGAGGCCGCCCACGAGACCCUCGCGCGCAGCCAUGAGCCCCGCCCCCCACUGGUGUUCGGAGAGGGGCGGGACCUGGAGCGAGGCUGCUCCGUGACCCCACCAUGUCCACCCCCACCACAAGUUCCCUGGACACCCCCUUGCCUGGAAAUGACCCCCCUCAGACCAGCACCCCCUCUUCUUCACCAGCUGUAAAGGAGGAGGGUCCUGAACCGUGGCCAGGGGGUCCAGACCCUGAUGUCCCAGGCACUAAUGGGACGGACUCAGCCAGCAGCAUGGUCAUUCCUGACCCCGCCGAGGAGCCAGAGCGCAAGCGCAAGAAGGGCCCAGCUCCGAAGAUGCUGGGCCACGAGCUGUGCCGCGUGUGUGGGGACAAGGCCUCCGGCUUCCACUACAACGUGCUCAGCUGCGAAGGCUGCAAGGGCUUCUUCCGCCGCAGUGUGGUCCGCGGCGGGGCGGGGCGCUACGCCUGCCGGGGCGGUGGCACGUGCCAGAUGGACGCCUUCAUGCGGCGCAAGUGCCAGCAGUGCCGGCUGCGCAAGUGCAAGGAGGCCGGGAUGAGGGAGCAGUGUGUCCUUUCUGAAGAACAGAUCCGGAAGAAGAAGAUUAGAAAGCAGCAGCAGCAGCAGCAGCAGCAGCAGCAGCAGCAGCAGUCAUCACCCGGGGCCCCGGGUGGCAGCGGCAGUGGCAGCAGCUCAGCCCCGGGGCCUGGAGCCUCCCCUGGAGGCUCCGAAGUGGGCGGCCCGGGCUCCGGGGACAGUGAGGGCGUGCAGUUAACAGCUGCCCAGGAACUCAUGAUCCAGCAGCUCGUGGCAGCCCAGCUGCAGUGCAACAAGCGCUCCUUUUCCGACCAGCCCAAAGUCACGCCCUGGCCCCUGGGUGCAGACCCCCAGUCCCGCGACGCCCGCCAGCAGCGUUUUGCCCACUUCACGGAGCUGGCCAUCAUCUCAGUCCAGGAGAUCGUGGACUUCGCCAAGCAGGUGCCCGGCUUUCUGCAGCUGGGCCGCGAGGACCAGAUCGCCCUUCUGAAGGCAUCCACCAUAGAGAUCAUGCUGCUGGAGACGGCCAGACGCUACAACCAUGAGACCGAGUGCAUCACCUUUCUGAAGGACUUCACCUACAGCAAGGAUGACUUCCACCGCGCAGGCCUGCAGGUGGAGUUCAUCAACCCCAUCUUUGAGUUCUCGCGGGCCAUGCGGCGGCUGGGCCUGGACGACGCGGAGUACGCCCUCCUCAUCGCCAUCAACAUCUUUUCUGCCGACCGGCCCAACGUGCAGGAGCCCGGCCGCGUGGAGGCGCUGCAGCAGCCCUACGUGGAGGCGCUGCUGUCCUACACGCGCAUCAAGCGGCCGCAGGACCAGCUGCGCUUCCCGCGCAUGCUCAUGAAGCUGGUGAGCCUACGCACGCUGAGCUCCGUGCACUCGGAGCAGGUCUUCGCCCUGCGGCUCCAGGACAAGAAGCUGCCGCCUCUGUUGUCGGAGAUCUGGGACGUGCACGAGUGAGGGACCCGUGGCCCCGGCCACGCCCUGCAUCCUCCAAUGAAUGGACACUCGCCCCUUCCUCCUGGAUGGGAAGGGGCCGGCCAGUCGGGGACCACCCUGUGACUCAGAGCCCCUGCCCGGCACAGGAGGCCCCCUCCCUGCCCACGCAGUCUUCCUGGGCGGGAGUGGGCACAGGGGCCGACCUCUGACUUCUCCAAGCACUCCCAGCUGCCCUCCCUGCCAGCUUACACCUCCAGCCCAGCACGCCAUGCACCUUGAACGGAGGGAGGGGCGCUCCCUGGCUCUCCCCCCGGCCCAGCCGAGAGACCACAGGCCCCCCUCUCCCUCUGCUCCUUUUAUUUAAUAAAAACUAAAAAAAAAAAAUUAAAAAAACAGGAAAAUAAAAUACGGAUAGAACCUGCCCGGAGCCGGAGUGAGUC
Talpa occidentalis (Iberian mole) is the source of this 2130-nucleotide messenger RNA. It is a transcript of the gene NR1H2, whose product is annotated as nuclear receptor subfamily 1 group H member 2. The coding region runs from base 314 to 1711 and encodes 465 amino acids. NCBI's taxonomy places the organism in Eukaryota, Metazoa, Chordata, Mammalia, Eulipotyphla, Talpidae. Gene Ontology annotation, molecular function: zinc ion binding; RNA polymerase II cis-regulatory region sequence-specific DNA binding; nuclear receptor activity. The record is from RefSeq and is a predicted model, not a curated record. Gene Ontology annotation, biological process: lipid metabolic process; cell differentiation; negative regulation of transcription by RNA polymerase II. The transcript has 10 exons.